Messenger RNA from Talpa occidentalis (Iberian mole), 4196 nucleotides. It is a transcript of the gene SLC38A4, whose product is annotated as solute carrier family 38 member 4. NCBI's taxonomy places the organism in Eukaryota, Metazoa, Chordata, Mammalia, Eulipotyphla, Talpidae. The transcript has 16 exons. The record is from RefSeq and is a predicted model, not a curated record. Gene Ontology annotation, biological process: amino acid transmembrane transport. The coding region runs from base 329 to 1975 and encodes 548 amino acids. Gene Ontology annotation, molecular function: amino acid transmembrane transporter activity.
UAGAGUAGACCUUAGGGUCCCCCUUGGAUACUUGCAGGGCUGACAAGCAGUAGCAGAGUUUCUAGAGGAGGCUACACCACCUUUUGCUCCCCGAAGAAACUCUCCUGGAAUGCAAGCUGUGUCUGGAAGUGGGUCCUCCAAGCUGCUCAUCACACAGAGAAGCUGCAAAAAAGCCACUUAUACCCAGCCUACAAGGGGGAACCAUCAGUGAAACAGAACAGUGUGUUCUGAACAUCUAUACAAAGUGGAAGAGCCUUAAACUGAAGGUACAGUAUAUUGUUUACACUGAAGGAGCACGUGUGUGGACAAGAAAGCGCUGACAACUCAAAUGGAUCCCAUGGAACUGAGAAAUGUCAACAUCCAGCUUGACGAUGAGAGUGUCAGUGGAGAAAGUGUUCAAGACAGCUACAGCAGGAUGGGGAAUUCAGAAAAGGCAGCAAUGAGAAGUCAGUUUGCCAACGGAGAUGAUGAGAGUCAGAAAUUCCUGACCAACGGAUUUUUUUCGGGGGAAAAGAAGCUCGCAGAUUAUGAGGAUGAACACCAUCCUGGAGCCACCUCCUUUGGAAUGUCUUCGUUCAACCUGAGCAACGCCAUCAUGGGCAGUGGGAUUCUGGGCUUGUCCUAUGCCAUGGCCAACACCGGGAUCAUCCUUUUUGUAAUCAUGCUGCUGGCUGUAGCAAUAUUAUCUCUCUAUUCAGUCCACCUUCUGUUAAAGACCUCUAAGGAAGGAGGAUCUUUAAUUUAUGAAAAAUUAGGGGAGAAAGCAUUUGGAUGGCCUGGGAAAAUUGGAGCUUUCACUUCUAUUACACUGCAGAACAUUGGAGCAAUGUCAAGCUACCUCUUUAUCAUCAAGUAUGAACUGCCUGAAGUAAUCAGAGCAUUCAUGGGACUUGAAGAAAACAGUGGAGAAUGGUACCUCAAUGGUAACUACCUCGUCAUAUUUGUGUCUGUUGGAGUCAUUCUUCCACUUUCUCUUCUUAAAAAUCUAGGUUACCUUGGUUAUACCAGUGGAUUUUCUCUCACCUGCAUGGUGUUUUUUGUCAGUGUGGUGAUUUACAAGAAAUUCCAAAUACCCUGCCCUCUGCCCAUUCUGGAUCACAAUGUUGGAAAUCUCACCUUCAACAAUACUCUUCCAAUGCACAUGAUGACUUUACCCAACAACUCUGAGAGUGGUGGUGUGAACUUCAUGAUGGAUUACACCCACCAGAACCCCAUGGGGCUAGACGAGAACCAGGCCACACACUCCCUCCAUGACAGUGGUGUUGAAUAUGAAGCUCAGAGUGAUGACAAGUGUCAGCCCAAGUACUUCGUAUUCAACUACCGGACGGCCUAUACAAUUCCAAUCCUAGCAUUUGCGUUUGUAUGCCACCCUGAGGUCCUCCCCAUCUACAGUGAACUGAAAGAUCGGUCCCGGAGGAAGAUGCAAGCGGUAUCAAAUAUUUCCAUCACAGGGAUGCUCAUCAUGUACCUGCUUGCUGCCCUAUUUGGCUACUUGACCUUCUAUGGGGAAGUUGAAGAUGAGUUACUUCAUGCUUACAGCAAAGUGUACACAUUCGACACCCCUCUCCUCAUGGUGCGCCUGGCGGUGCUGGUGGCUGUGACACUGACCGUGCCCAUCGUCCUGUUCCCAAUUCGCACGUCCGUGAUCACACUGUUAUUCCCCAAAAGACCCUUCAGUUGGAUAAGACAUUUUCUAAUCGCAGCCAUACUCAUCGCAGUUAAUAAUGUUUUGGUCAUCCUUGUGCCAACCAUAAAAUACAUCUUUGGAUUUAUAGGGGCUUCUUCUGCCACUAUGCUGAUUUUCAUUCUUCCAGCAGCUUUUUAUCUUAAACUUGUCAAGAAAGAAUCUCUUAGGUCACCCCAAAAGGUCGGGGCUUUGAUUUUCCUUGUGGUUGGGAUCAUCUUCAUGAUCGGAAGCAUGGGGCUUAUUAUAAUUGACUGGAUUUACGAUCCCCCUAACACCAAGCAUCACUAACCCAAGGAAAAGUACUUUCUUUUUCUAUUGGAAAUGGUUGCAAGUUAUGCUCCAAAAGACUUUUGCAUUAUUGGAAUGAGUGAUUGAUUGGAAUGUUAUUCAUAGGAGAUAACAGGAAGAUUCCAAAGAUGCUUACUAGCAUCUUUUUAAAAUCUGUUUACAUCACCAGGCAUCUGCGGAAAAGAAAAUUGCUUUUGUCAAGUAUGGCUGUUCUCAUGUUUAAAAUCUGUGGUGCACAUUUCUACCCAGGUUUUACGAGAGCAGUUGAUGAUGUAUUUUUGCUGUCGUACAAGCAGAAUAAGGGUAGCUGCAUGUAAGGUCAUCAGGUAAAACUGUUCAUCUUCUCCUUUCCUCCCCCCACCCCAAAGUACCAAAUAGCUGUAUUCUCAGGACAUCAAACAAAAAUGUGCUGGUGGCAAAGCAAUCACCUCUUAAUGCCCUCCUCCAGUCUUACACCAAAUACUCUGGGUAUAUUUAAUACAGACAAAGACAGGUCUGUGAACUGUCCCUGAAAGGUGCGUGAGUGAUAAGACACCAGGCGAGAGAGUUUUAUUGUUACCAGUAAAGGAAUAUUUUGCCCAUCUUGUUUGUGACGUUGAAUUAGUGAUUUCUUCCUUCAAAAGAUUUGUUUCUGUAAAUGUUAAAAUAUCUUACCAACCACAGAGAGGGGCUUUAUUGAAACUGUAGAGCAAUAACAAAAUGAAUGCGUAGAGCUAAACCACCUGUUCUGGAAGCAUUUGCUUUUUAAUGUUAUUCUUAUUGCUCUCCUCAGACUUCUGUCAUGGAACAAUGCUCUCCCUCUCGUCUUCCAUUCUCAUUCAGAAUUUUUAGAAGACCACAGCUUAUGUGGAGAUACACUACCCAGUAUUGUUUGAUACAUUUUUAUUUGAUAAACAUUCAGUGCAGGAAACUGUGAUAUACUAUAUGUUUAUGUAUAUAUCCUUAUUCUAUAGUCAUCAGAAUUUUAAAGUAUGGUACAUGAUUUUUAUUUUUUACAUGUGUAGUUUUCUCUCUUCACAGUCAAAACACUUAUAUUAUUGGGGGAGGGGGCAGGGAAUUAAGUUGCUGUGCUAAGAAAUUCAUCUGUAUGGAGCUGUCUAGUAAGGAUAUUUUAAAUUUAAACCCUAAGUUAUAUAUACUUCAGUAAUGCUCUUCUCCAAUGUUUACAGUAAUAUAGUCAUCAACAAGAAAAUAAGUCCCUUAUUUGCAAAUAAUUAGCAACACUACAGUUAUUCUUUUAAUUUAGCAUGUUUAAAUUAAAAACUAUAGGAUUUAGUUUACUUGAACUUGCUCAAGGGUAGGCUGACCUUCAUGUGCCAUUUAAUACAAUAUUCAGUGGUUCCUAUAAAAAUAAAAGUGCUAACACUACAGAGAAUACAAACUAUCCUUCUUGUCCACUUAUAUGAAGUGGUUUUGAAAAUUAGUACUUGCUGUCUAGAAUUUCUGGACUUUGCUACUUUUUUUUUUCAAAUCAGUAGCAACAACAUUUGUUGUAUAUUUUAUAUUUUAGCAAAACUAUGAAAUACAAAUGUAUCAGUAUGAUAAUAUUAAAUCAUAUUUCAAUAGUUUUUCUGUGCCUUAAUAUAUAUUUGUUUUGUUAUUAUUUUAUAGAGGCAUCAUGCUGUAAAAUGGUACACUUUGUUCUGGAAAUUGAGCAUUACUAGAAACUACAUAACUUUUCAGUUACUAUUUUUGGGAAAAAAAUUGCCGUAGAGUAUCUGUAAGAUAUUUUUUUCAUUUUCAUUCAUCUAAAGAGUGUAUCAAGAUAGAAAGUGGCAAAGGUACUUUCUGAGUGUUGAAAAAUGUAUCACCUGAAUGUAUUUAACUGUAAAUAUCAAAUAAUAAUCAAAAAAUCAGAAAAUGGUAAAAUAUGUAUAUAUUUUCAGUGCCUCUUACCUUUGGAAUGACUGACUUGAAAAUAUCAACAUGUGUAAUUAUAUCAAUAUUCUAAAGCAAUGCUAGUGUGCCAAAUAAUAAAAGCACCACUUUUUUUCUCAUGCCAUUUUCAGGAUUGGAGUUCUCAUAGACUGCAGGGCAGACGUACAUAUGGUAUCUUAUGCUGGUUAAUUUAACCCCAUUUGUAAACAGAUGAAAAUUUUAUUUUCUUAUUUCAUUUAUAAGAUGGCUCAAUGUAUUGGGAAGCUUUUUUAUUACAGAAAGUGUAUAUUGGUAUAUAAUAAAUGAACUUUUCAAAUGACUCUGAUGUGUUAAAGAAGGCUAU